This is a messenger RNA of Rubroshorea leprosula, 495 nucleotides long. Lineage: Eukaryota; Viridiplantae; Streptophyta; Magnoliopsida; Malvales; Dipterocarpaceae. The record is from the annotation of a GenBank genome assembly.
AAAUAACACGAAAUAUCAGUUUGCUACAAGUUGCGGCAGAAUUGUGCGAUUUUGACGCAAACUGUGUAAUUCCAUGCAAAUGACCUCAACUAAGCUUCUCUUGAACCUGAAUGGUGUUUAUCAUGCCUUGACAAUCAUCCAAGCUUUGAUUUACUUGUGCAUGUUGAUAUCAACCCAGAUCUGCUCAAUAAGGCCAUUUAAAAGCUUCUUGCAUCUUCUUAGCUCUAGCUCUCUUGACUGGACCUCCUGGAAUAUAUGUAAUGGCUCUCUUGACGUGGUACAUGUGGGGUCAUCUUGAUUCCCAUCACAAGUAAUUUCCACCCAAGCCAAAAGCAUAAAGAGAUUGCUUCCUUCAUGAUCUUUUAGAUUUUUUUUUGUUGAAAAGGAAAAGAAAAAUAAUGAGGAGGUUGCCUCCUUCAUAUCUUUUUCUUUUGUUGUAAUGCAGAACUUACUUCUUUCUUAAGAGCCUAAAUUCAAGAAAAAUAUGAAACUUGA